AUUUUCAUUUGAAUUUAAAAAUUGAAAGCUCGUUAUUUGUUUAUGUACAAAAUCUUCUAUUUAUUUUUGUUCACUUAAAUGCUCUUAAACAUUCAAUAGUUUAAAUACUCCUGUUUAAGAUGGUCAGAUUUGCAAAUCUCAAAGGUUUUUAUGAAAUUGAGAAAACAAUAGGAUGUGGAGGUUUUGCUAAAGUCAAAUUAGCUACUCAUUUAGCUACUGGAGAAAAAGUUGCAAUUAAAAUAAUGGAUAAAGCCUUACUAGGAGUGGAUUUAGCACGAGUGAAGCUAGAAAUAUCCGCUUUAAAGUCAGUUUCCCAUGAAAAUAUUUGUAAACUGUUUCAAGUUAUUGAAACAGAUACACAUAUGUUCCUUGUUAUGGAGUACUGUUCAGGUGGGGAAUUAUUUGACCAUAUUGUUGAAAAAAAUCGUCUAACAGAAACAGAAAGCAGAGUUUUUUUUCGACAAAUUGUUUCAGCUGUUGCAUAUCUACAUAGUUUGGGAUAUGCUCAUAGGGAUCUUAAACCAGAAAAUAUUCUUCUAGAUAGUCAACAGAAGCUAAAGUUAAUAGAUUUUGGUCUCUGUGCAAAACCCGAAGGCGGUAUGGAAAAUCCUCUAUUUACGUCUUGUGGUUCACCUACAUAUGCAGCUCCAGAACUUGUUCAAGGAAAACAGUAUUUGGGUACAGAAGUAGAUGUGUGGGCCAUGGGUGUACUGUUAUACACUUUAUUGGUAGGAGCUCUUCCUUUUGAUGAUUUGAAUAUAGAUAGCUUGUAUAGAAAGAUAUUGACUGGUAAAUAUGAAGAACCAACAUUCCUCUCAUCAGCUAGCCUUCGGUUAAUAAAAUCUAUGCUUCAAGUUGAUCCUAAAAAGAGAAUUACCAUUAAAUCAUUAAUUUCGCAUCCAUGGCUUACACUCGGGAUACUAAAAUCCAUAGAAGUGACAAGUCAGAAUUCUAGGGGAUAUCAACGUGAUUGCGUCGAACUCAUGGCUAGACAUUACCACGUGGAAAAUAAAACGAUGUGGCAGCAUUUAAAAAAAUGGAAAUAUGACUAUCAUACUGCUACUUAUUUAUUAUUGUUAUAUAAAAAGAAGAAAGGAUCCAGUCUUAAAUUGAAUGAUGCAGCAAAGAGAGCUUCUGUAGAUAUUGAUAAGGAAAGUACCUUCAAGAAGAGGCCCGUUCUUCGAAGUAUAAAUUCACCAUCUGCAGUAGAAACUCCACAUAAAGCUACUGAUUCACAGUAUAUCAAUGAGACCAACAUUUUUUUGACAAGGUCGCAAAGAGAAGCCGGAGAUGCUUGCAAUAACAGUACACCAAAUCACACUCCAAAGAACACAAUUAAUAAUUUCUUAGAACCCUCGAAACCAUCUAUUAUAAGGAAACCUUAUAAAAGAUUAAGAAGUCCUGGUCCUGAUGACAUGUCACCAGUUCCCUCUAAAAGAAUAUCCACGGAGCCUGCCACACCAGUGCACACGCCUGAUAGGAAAAUACCUUCGGUAAAUUCGGACACUCCAAGAUCAGCUAAACGUGUUUUAGGAAGCAUUGAAAGGUCGUUUCAAAGAGUCGUGAAUGUACUUACACCCAGAAAAAUAGAAGAAUCUUAUAAUAAUCGCCCGCAUGUACUUACGUGUAAAGAACUCUUCAACGUUUCAACUACUCAAUGUAGGGAUCCUGAAUUUGUUAUGGCUGAACUGACCAAGGCUUUGGAGAAGAAAGGUGUUACUUGUAAGAGAAAAGGGUUUACUUUAAGAGGAAAACUGGAACCUGCCCCUAAUCAGAAUUUCGGAGUGUGUUCUUUCGAAUUGGAGAUAUGUUUUUUGCCAGAUCUAACUCAGAAUUUACCCCAAUCAGAACUAAGUACGCCGACGAAAACUUUAUCGAAGAAAAAUAUUAAUAAUACACCUAUGCAAAAUCAAUCUAAUGGUUUUGUUGGUAUAAGAAGAAAACGACUAAGAGGAGAUGCUUGGUGUUAUAAGAAAGUAUGUGAAGAAAUUUUGGCUUUAACAUCGAGGGAUUUUGUUGGAUACUCUGAAUCAUCUGUGUAAAUUAACCAUAGUUUAUAUUGUUAGGAGAAAACAAUGUAUUUAUUCUUAUUAUUAAUUGAAAAUAGUACUGUGGUACAUUUUUUACUAGAAAAUUUCUUUAUGGAGUAAGUUGAAAUUAAUUAUUUAUAAUGCAUUUCGAUGAACAAGAUGCUUAAGGCUUUCAACAUAUUUAUAACAAAGACGUUAUUAAACUGCAGUGUUAUUAUUUUGGUAUUCGAAAAAAGUUAAAAUAUGAUCAUUUUGUAACUGGUCUCGAUUAGUUCCAUGUAUAGAGAUCUAGUAAUAGAAAUGUUGAGGCCUAUUACCUUCAUGUGAGAUUUACAGUAUCUUACAGUAUCUUAAUAUGGUAAGCGUAGUUUAUAUUUAUGUGUUAACUUAUCUUUAGCACAAUGUCUUAUAUGUGUGUUAAUCAGUCGAACCAAUAACUUUUCGUUUGAUUAUUUUUUUUUCUGUUAUACAAGGUAUCUCUAGAAACUCCCCAGAAAAACGUUAACAACAGAUAGUGGAUACGAUUUUAUAUGAAAGUUUCUCCAAAGUCGAUCAAGUAUUACGUAACGCACUUUUAUAAGAUAUUUGCUUCAUUUGCAUCAUCUUCGUCUUCAUCAAACCAAUCUGCAUUCUUAGAUGAUGUUUCACGCACAUUGCAGAGAAGCUUAUUUGCCCUUUUGGUAAGAAGUCGUUGUGGCUGUACUAUUUCACGAUGAUCUUGGACAGUUUUGCUAUGCACAAAAUGACUGUGUAACCAAUUAAUGCCUGAUGUGAGAAGAAAUAAUUUUGCAUUAUAUUGACAAAUUUUUAAAAAUUGAUUUUUUGCAAAAAAACUGUAGAGACCUUUUUCGAAGGUCUUUUUAAAACAAAUCUUUAUUAUUCGAAACUUUUUUUUAACUCUCUCUUUGUUUAAGAGGUAUAGUUUUAUAACCAAUUAAAUUGUUUAUAACAAAUUACACGACAGAAUUUGAGCUUGGAACCCUAGAAAAAUCGAUUCUACGUAUCAAAAAACAUAGAAAAACGCUCUAAAACUGAAGGGAGUAUAAAACGGCUACGGCUCAGCCCCGUAGCUGUGGAACUAUUCGUUUUCCGUCAAAUAUUAGGUGACCCAUGUACUUUUCUCAAAAUCUGUAAGUUAUCCAAAAACUUUAAUAACAAAAGUUCUUUAUAUUUAAAGGAAUUUUCGGAUUAUUGACUUUUGGAUUAUACAAGAGACAAUUGCCCUAUAUUUUAUUGCGUUUUUUGAUUUAGUGGUAAAAAAAAGAUAACUUUCAUGAGAUCGACCAAUUUUAUUUACACACACAUACACCACACCAUAAAGAAAAAAAGGUUUAUUAGCUCGCUGUGACAGAUAUGUCGUCACAUUUCUAUCGGGCUGUAAUUGAUUGAAUGAAUACAUUGAUUUUCCAAAAAAUACGUGUUUUAUAAUAUUUAAAAAUAAUUCACAAAAUAUUGUCUAUUUUAAAAUUUGUGGUGUGGGUUACAAAGGGUUAAAAAAAGAUACAGACACAAAUAUGAGUAGUGUGUUAAUUUUCACCAAGUUUAUAUGGAAAAUAAGUGAUAAUGAAGACAUUUAAAAGGCAUUCUAUUUUAUAAUUUAAAUUAAUAAUUGCUUCUCUGUCAUUUCGAAAUUGGACAUUAGAGGAUAGAAAAUAUAUGUAUGGUCAAAAUAUAUUUUCUUUCCAUAGUUGUGGUGAUCAGUUUAUACUUUGCUUGGAAACCGAAAUUAGAUCAAAAUGUCAAUAUUGUUUCCUACAAACAAAUUUAUUAAUUUAGACAUAAAGUCGAUAUAAGUUAUUUAAAAAAAUAAAUGCUGAAUUGAUAUUAGAUUCCGUUGACUCGAAGUAAAUUGAAUUGUUUCUUAUUUCGGACUAGGUAUUUUGGAUAUAAGCGAAAUUUUCAUCACGAAUUGUUUGCUUGGACUGUUGAAACAUUUUAAUCUCCGAUUGGUAGAAAGAUAUCUGCUCAAUAUCUUCGGAGAAUGUGUAUACAAGAUUAUGUAUUCGGAAUUUUCUUACAAAACCAUUUGAUAUAAUAAGAAAAUAAAAUGAAUAACAAUUUGAUGCUGCUACUAUUUUUCGUGUGGUGGACAGGUUUUACUUUUGGAAUCAUUCGUCGGAGUCAUAGAAAAGACCUACAGGAGGUUCUAUUAAUCGUAUAUCUGCCGCAAAAUGAAAAUAUUGUAAUGUCCUAUUUAAUUAUUUAAACAACAGUUUUUAAUCACCAACCGGUGCGGUGCGAUAUACACUAGUUAUUAAUACGCUAACUGUUCACUAACACUUAACAUGUAAUUUAUUUGAUUCACUUUUAUUUUCACUUGACACUGUCGAGAUGUAUUCGGGCUGCCAUCAAAUUGUUCACUAAGUCUUAUAGCUACUAAAGCAUCGUUAAAGGAGAAGGUUCCCCUUUUAUGUAUUUGAUUAUAAGUCAAAAAAAUGUACUCCUAUAAAUAUCAAAUUCAGCACACAUAUAUCCCAAAAAUUGUUGUUACUUCCUGAUGUAGUAUUUUGGGUAGUAAAGCAAAAAUUAGCGAUAAAAAUCGCAGACAUAAGUGUUUUUUCAGCUCAUCACACUACUCAUGUGCCCAACUAUUACACAUUAAACACUGUACCAAUUGUGUCGUCCUUGAAAUGGCCAUCGCAAAACAUGCAUACCGUCUGGAAUGUCACUAAUUUUUUCCAUGUCGUUAUCCUCAUCAGCUGGAGAGAAAUCAUCCGAAUCUUCCUCAUCCUCCCCUUCUUCCGACCGAGCAGUUUUUCCUUUUUUAGGGGCUGGCAGCUUUUGGAUUUUCUUUUCCUUUGAAGUUGUUAUUUGUAGUUUGCACUUUACCUUGUUACUUAUAUUUGGUAUUGAUAUUUCUAAUUCCAUUUUAUAAGGAGAGGAGGUGAUCAUUUGAGAUUUUGAAGAUUUUCUUUCUCGAUCCGUUGCUUUUUAUCUCAAUGUUGGUAUUGGCGAUACUUCGAAAGGAGAUACGAAAUUUUUCAAGAGCCCAGUUUUAUUCUUUGGAAUACGUUUUGCUGCACCAGUUUCCUUUGACCUUCCUGUAUUAUUUGCUGCAAAUCGAGGUCCAGUGUUGUCUUCUGGUCUACGCCAUAUGUCCAAGCAGUCUGGUUAAUGCUCUUUGUCAAUCGAGCAGCUUAGUUCAGGCUCGAUGUCCUUAGAGCAGCCUAGUUGAGGGUCAUUGUCCAGGUCUUCUUUCAGUGAUUCAUUUAAAUCAACAGAGACUGCAGGUGUUGUCUUGCAUGAAGUAUUGCAGAAUUUUUCUGCUUCAGUUUGCUCACCGAUGAAGUCAACUUCAGAAAAAAUAUUACGAUUGCAUGGAAAAAUUCGUGUUACUCUGAACCCUUUGAUACUAUUUUGGCAGUUUGGGAUUUUAAAAAUGCUUUUCCCAACAGUUCUGCUAGAUCAAAUUGAGAAAUAACCCUUUGAUUUUCACGUAUUCAGCACCUGAUCUCUUCGUUAUGAUUAACCUUGCAGCUACCCAUAAAUGUUUUGUAUAAAGGCUGUAAUUUGUGGGUAGCUUGUGAUGGGAGAGAAAAGAUGUAGGUGUGAUAGCUGGCUAGUUUUAUCACAUCUAUGUUCAGAGUGUGGCUGUAGUGUCCGUCUAGUACCAACAAUACCAGAGAACCAGCGGUUGGUUUUACGAAGUCUAUAAAGUGCCUCAUCCACUCGGUAAAUAGGUUUUGUUGCAUCCAUCCACUUGGGUGAACUGCAUAUACAGAUCCAGGUGGCGCACUUCUCAAGAGUCACUUCUAUUUUUUCUUCGAACAAUUAUCAUCGGUGGGACUUAUUGUCCUCCUGCGCUCAUGGCUACAAUAAAUGUUAUUAUAAACGUUAUAAUGGUCUCUGUCAAUAACUUCCACAACUUUGCUUCGAACAAUAGAAAGACCUGUUUCGUCGACAUCAAAGAUUCGAUGAUGGAAACUUAUUUUUAUGGUAUUCAGUUUCCAAAAGAUUGAAGAACUCUUGUACGUUGAUUUUAUUGAAUCCUAGCGCCCGAGCAAAAGUCUUCGCGUUUCUGUGACGAUGUAUCUGUCCAACCAAGAGCGUCCGGCAACAUCAUUUUUGAAAGCAUGCUUAGUACCGUUUCCUAGAGCUAAAUUGUAAGCCAUUCUUUGAACAACUUUUCUUGUAAGUCCGUAAUACUUUGCUUUCAUGAUUAAGAUAUAUUGGAUUAAUUCCAGUUCUAUUUCACAUCCUAAAACAGUUUUCCUCCCAAGUUACUAGUUCUUCAGGCUCUAAAUUUUCAUUUCGUAAAAAUCUUUAUAAUAUCGAUCUGGGAACUCGAUAAUCUCUAGCAGCGACUCUAAAGCCAACUCCUUGGUUUCUGACUGCUUCUCUUGCAUUAACCAUUGCGUUCGAAGCCCAAGCUUUUCUCACAUUAUCACACUCAUGUUUUGGCUGUUUUCUUGGCAUCUCAACUGAAAAGAAAAACAAUUCUAAUCAACUUGGUUUCUGAUUGCUUCUAUUGCAUUCACCAUUGUGUUCGAAGCCCAAGACUUUCUCACAUUAUCACACUUAUAUUUUUUCUGUCUUCUAGGCAUCUCAACUGAAAAGAAAAACAAUUGUAAUCAACUUGGUUUGAAAUAUGGGCUAGGUUCAUAAUAGGAUCAACAACUGUCCCAUAUUAGAAGCAAUUGAGGUCUAUGGAAAUUAGAGAUUUAUUUUAUUUCUGGUUAGGUGCAGACAUUUUUAUAAUUUGUAUCAUAAUUUUUACUACAACAAGCAAGCUAACUCUGAAUUUAAAGACAAAUGUCAAUCAAAACAAGUGAUCUUUACUUAACUAAGAAUUAUUUCCAAUAUUACCAAAAAUGAAAUUUUCCAGUGGUUCGAUUGUUUUUGCGUAGAAAUUCAGCACGUGUCUAUAAAUCGAACUAGACACAGUGAGAGUAAUUUGAGAUAUAUUCGGAGGAUGGGGCUUUCUGUCUUCCAGGGUGUCCCAUAUUAGUAGCAGGGCCCAUAUUCGGAGCUUCUCCUCUACAAAUACUAUCAUUGUAAAUAUUUCGAUUCCUGGAAAUCUCCAGGUCAAUCACAAAAUCAAUGUAAAUAUGUCACAAAAAAAAUCAUAAUGUAACACAUCACUCAAUAAGUCGAGUGACCAACUAAGAAAAAAGUAUUGCUUUUCUGCCACAAAUCGAUUUUAUUCAUAAAUGUAAUCUCCUUCAAGGGCAAUGCAAUCAUUCCAACGCUUCCCUAACAUCUCGAUGUCGUGCAUGUAGGGAUUUGUCUUUUGCCUGAAAAUAGGCUUCAGUUUUAGCAAUUGCUUCUUCAUUUGAGCUGAAUUUCUUACCAGCGAGAUCAGCGAAUAGCCAAUAGUCACAGUUGUAUGAGGAAGCAAUUCAAAGUUUAUGGUCCGUGAAUAAUCCCGUUUCAUCACCAGUCCAUAUGUUAGCAGCUGGUAACAGAGGACAUUUUCGAGAUCUGCUCUGAAACUCAUGAAGGUAAGAGCAACGUUGGUUCGAUUAAAUGCAAUAGAUCUCUCUAAGCAGGUUGCUUCUUGUUUACGUAGGGAUAAAUCAUUUUUAUAACUCUUUCUAAAAAGACGCAUCCCUAUUAUUUGGAACAGCAAAUUGAUAUGCUAACUCUCGAACGUUUCGUAACGUCAAACCGGAUUGGAAAUUUCCUUUUUUUGCAGUUGCCAUGUACACGGUUGUAGUCUUUUUUACCUUCAUGGUCAAAGGACUGCAUGUAUUUCUGAAUCGUGCUUCUUGCUAAACUAGUACGCUUUGCAGCAAUGUAUAAUGUAAAUUUUCUUUCUUAUAUCAAAUAAUGGCUCAUCUUAGUUUGUCAAUGGUUUGCAUGUGUCUCCGAAUUGUGCUUCUUGUUAAUGCAGUAUGUUUUGCAGCACUGUAUAAUGAAAAUCUUUCUUUUAUAAAUUUUAUCGCUUAUUUCAUUUUUUCCGGAUUAGAUCGUCGAUCCCUUUUUUUCCUGUUGUGCUUCGGGGCAUAUUUUAUUGUGAAAGCAUCGCUCAAAGCAAUAACUGCGGUACAUUUUAUGAAUAAAAGGACGCAAGAUUAUAUUUUCUAAAAUACGAUGACUCUCGAACCUGUCUCACGUACAUCAUGUUGUACGUUGGACAUGUUCAAGGUACAUCGGGUUUAUUGUGUUCUAGGUACAAUACCACAUCAAAGAGUUAAACAAAUAAUCAUAGGAAGUUUGACGUUAUGAGUAUAUAGGUUAAAAAUUCAUGAAAUAAAUGCCAAGUAACUGAAUAAAAUACUGGAGUGAGAUCCCUAUCAAUUAAAUACAAAAUGCAGACAAAAACUAAAGAAGAAAAAAUUUACAUUUUACACAUAAAAAUUGUAAACCACUUUUGUCAACAGAUGAUCAGAAUCGUGUUCAUAUUCUGAGUUGUUUAUCGAUGCAUGAUAUACAAUUACACAGUUGAGUUAAAAGUAACUAAUGUAUGUAAAGUAUGUUCAAGGUAUAAAGAUUUUUGAGGUAUAAGAGGUACCCCUAUAAAUACUUUUCGUCAAUUCAAGAUUGCAAAACGUCAAAAUUCCUUUUAGGUACAAUCAUUUAGUGUAUGAUAGACUACACUGAAAAUUCGAAGCCAAACGGUGGGUUCCCGUUUUCGGAACUCCAGCCUAUGAUUGUUUACUGAAUUAAUGAAAUCACAUUUAUAGCGAUCUUAGCAAUUUUAGAAAAUAUAAAUCCGACAACCUUUAUUUUUAAUGUCUAUAUAUUGACUUUAUUAUACCAUGCAUUACUAUAACUGUACUUUAAGCAUAUAUAAAAUUAUUUUUCACACCUGUCGUAAAGUAUAAGCAUUGUUAUUAUAUUAGACAAUUAUCAAGAAACAUAUAUGUAUAACCUGUAUAAAAAGCACUGUAUGCAAAGGUUAACCGAGUGAAAGAAAUAUCUAAGAAAUAAAAUUGGUGAAUAGGUUUUUUAAAUUCGAUAUUAAUAUAUAUUUUUGAAUCUGAUCUUUAUUUUGCAUUAAUUAUUAAAGUAUAUUUUGAUCCAAGAUUCAAUUGUUAUCUCAAACUAAUAUAAAUUUAUUAAUAGUAUGGUCAUGUGUGAGAAAAAAUUAAAUAAAAUAUUGAUAAAA
Molecule: messenger RNA, 9081 nt
Organism: Diorhabda carinulata
Lineage: Eukaryota; Metazoa; Arthropoda; Insecta; Coleoptera; Chrysomelidae
Product: maternal embryonic leucine zipper kinase-like
Exons: 9
Coding region: 120-2042 (640 amino acids)
Biological process (GO): microtubule cytoskeleton organization; protein phosphorylation; intracellular signal transduction
Cellular component (GO): cytoplasm
Molecular function (GO): protein serine/threonine kinase activity; ATP binding; tau-protein kinase activity
Source: RefSeq, a predicted model, not a curated record